Gadus macrocephalus (Pacific cod) is the source of this 4063-nucleotide messenger RNA. It is a transcript of the gene dnm1l, whose product is annotated as dynamin 1-like. Gene Ontology annotation, molecular function: GTPase activity; GTP binding; microtubule binding. The record is from RefSeq and is a predicted model, not a curated record. The transcript has 20 exons. NCBI's taxonomy places the organism in Eukaryota, Metazoa, Chordata, Actinopteri, Gadiformes, Gadidae. Bases 135 to 2309 code for a protein of 724 amino acids. Gene Ontology annotation, cellular component: cytoplasm; membrane; microtubule. Gene Ontology annotation, biological process: mitochondrial fragmentation involved in apoptotic process; mitochondrial fission.
AAGCGUUCCAAUCGUUGUGGUUCAGAGAGGCUAGAUGUGCCAGAGAAACUAGCUGAGGGGCAUUGAAUGACUUUGUGUCCAACAAGGUAGUAGUACGUUAUUUGAGGGUAAAGGUGAAGCACAGGACUAUAACUAUGGAGGCCCUGAUACCUGUCAUAAAUAAAUUACAGGACGUAUUUAACACGGUCGGCGCGGAUAUCAUACAUUUGCCGCAGAUAGUGGUCGUUGGAACGCAGAGCAGUGGGAAGAGUUCUGUGUUAGAAAGUCUGGUUGGCAGAGACCUCCUUCCUCGCGGGACCGGUAUAGUCACACGCCGGCCCCUCAUCCUCCAGCUGGUUCACAUCGACACAGAAGACCGCAGGAAAACAUUUGAGGAAAAUGAAUCCAAAUCCAGGAAAAAUGGACGCCUUAAUCAAGGCAUUGAUGGAGAUGAAUGGGGCAAAUUCCUUCACACCAAGAAUAAGAUAUAUACCGAUUUUGAGGAAAUCAGACAGGAAAUCGAGGCGGAAACCGAAAGAUUAUCCGGCACAAACAAGGGGGUCAGUGACGAGCCCAUCCACCUCAAAGUCUUCUCUCCUCAUGUCGUGAACCUGACAUUGGUGGACCUCCCUGGACUGACAAAGGUCCCCGUGGGCGACCAGCCCAACGACAUCGAGCUCCAGAUCCGAGACCUUAUCCUGAAGUACAUCUCCAACCCCAACUCCAUCAUCCUGGCCGUGACGGCCGCCAACACGGACAUGGCUACCUCCGAGGCCCUCAAGGUGGCUCGCGACGUCGACCCCGAAGGGCGGAGGACGCUGGCGGUGGUGACCAAGCUGGACCUGAUGGACGCCGGCACGGACGCCAUGGACGUGUUGAUGGGCAGGGUGAUCCCGGUCAGGCUGGGUCUGAUCGGCGUGGUCAACAGGAGCCAGCUGGACAUCAACAAUAAGAAGCUCGUGGCGGACGCCAUCCGUGACGAGUACGCCUUCCUCCAGAAGAAAUACCCCUCCCUGGCCAACCGGAACGGAACCAAGUACCUGGCUAAAACAUUAAACAGACUGCUCAUGCACCACAUCAGGGACUGUCUUCCCGAGCUGAAGACCAGGAUCAACGUGCUGGCGGCCCAGUAUCAGUCCAUGCUGAGCGGCUACGGAGAGCCCGUGGACGACAAGAGCUCCACGCUGCUGCAGCUCAUCACCAAGUUCGCCGCAGAGUACUGCCACACCAUAGAGGGCACGGCCAAGUACAUCGAGACCACCGAACUGUGUGGUGGCGCUAGAAUCUGUUACAUCUUCCACGAGACAUUUGGACGAACACUGGAGUCAGUUGACCCUCUGGGGGGUCUGACCACCAUAGAUGUGCUCACGGCCAUCAGAAAUGCAACGGGCCCGCGGCCGGCCCUGUUCGUGCCCGAGGUGUCCUUCGAGCUGCUGGUGAAGCGGCAGGUGAAGCGCCUAGAGGAGCCCAGCCUGCGCUGCGUGGAGCUGGUGCACGAGGAGAUGCAGCGCAUCAUCCAGCACUGCAGUAACUACAGCACGCAGGAGCUGCUGCGGUUCCCCAAACUCCACGACGCCAUCGUGGAGGUGGUCACGUCCCUGCUGAGGAAACGCCUGCCGGUCACCAACGAGAUGGUCCACAACCUGGUGGCCAUUGAGCUAGCCUACAUCAACACCAAGCACCCGGACUUUGCAGACGCCUGUGGCCUGAUGAACAACAACAUAGAGGAACAGCGACGCAACAGGAUGCGGGAACUGCCCUCCUCCGUGCCCCGGGAUAAGUCCCUUAAGGGCCCCGGUGGGCACCCUCUGUCCCCCACGGAGCCCUCUGAGGGGGAGGUCCCCAAGGGGACGGCCGGCGGGCCCCAGGCGGGGGCCGAGCAGGUGGACGGGGGGACGGGGGGCUGGAGGGGCAUGCUGAAGAAGGAGGACGGGAUGCCUGGGGACAAGAACGCCUUCCCCCCCAGCCCCAUGAGGGGCAACGCCGUCAACCUCCUGGACGUCCCCGUGCCCGUCGCCAGGAAACUGUCCGCCCGGGAGCAGCGGGACUGUGAGGUCAUCGAGAGGCUCAUCAAGUCCUACUUCCUCAUCGUCCGGAAAAACAUCCAAGACAGUGUCCCCAAGGCGGUGAUGCACUUCCUGGUGAACCACGUGAAGGACUGCCUGCAGAGUGAGCUGGUGGGGCAGCUGUACAAGUCGGGCCUGCUGGACGACCUGCUCACUGAGUCCGAGGACAUGGCCCAGCGGCGCUUCGAGGCCGCCGACAUGCUCAAGGCGCUGCAGAAGGCCAGCCAGGUGAUAGCCGAGAUCAGAGAAACCCACAUGUGGUGAGGGGUUCCCCCCCCCCCCCCCAUCCAUCGAUCCUACCUCCACAGCCACCCCCCCCCCUCCCCCCCCCACCAGCCCUGUACCCAAACACCACCCUGCCACCCCCCAAACACAGGACAACUUGAACAAAAAGGCACUGGUGUCAGUAUGCAAGGUACUAUCGGGUUGUAUGUGGAACACGGACUCUGAAAUAUAAUCCAGAGGGCAGCGUAUCUGUCUCUCUCGUGGCCUCGUAUACAUGGCAAAUGCUUUUUUUAUUCUUUUUGUGGAACAACUAUUGUUUGUAAUGGACGGCAGAGGCCGUGCGCGGAGGUUCUGCUGGGGCUGAGUUUGGAUAUUGUGCAUAUGUGGAGAUGCUGAGUUGUGUACAUGCUGAGUUGUGUACAUGCUGAGUUGUGUACAUGCCGAGUUGUGUACAUGCUGUUUCCUCCUUAUCCUCGGCUCCAUCUCUCUUUUAAGUUAUGAGGUAUUAUUAUUCGCAAAAAUAGGUUUACUGCUGCUGCUCUAUCCAAAGAAAUGCACUUCUUUUAAAUGUCCUUUGGAACUCCGUUGUACGGAGGACGUAAAAAAAAUUAAUAAAGGUAUUUUGUGCGUUUUAUUUUUCUAUAAGAACGUUUUUUUUGUUUUUUUUUGGCCUCUCCAUCGCAUGUAACAACGCUAAGCUCGCUUCCUGUCUCAUGGUGUAUAGAGUAAACAUCCUUCUGUGUUUCAAAAAACAGUCUGCAACUGAUUUAUCUGAUUGCUAGGCCUACACGACUCAUUCACCUGACCACUGUCUGUGCUUUGAACGUGCACAUGUAUUUGGUCCGUUUCUUCUUUUUUUUUUUUGUGUAAAGCUCACCCUGUCGACGUGCCACAAGAAAAAAAUGCAUCACACACUGAGACUCCUGAUAUGAAUGUAUGAUGACCUGUUUAUUGACGUGAUACACAGAUGUUUUGAAAUGUAGCUCAACACAAAAAGGAGGAACGACCACCCAGAAUCACCCGGGGCCCCGGGCUCCUGAGCAGAGUCGAGCCCCGCCCCUGACUCAAGCUCCGCCCCCGACUCAAGCUCCGCCCCCGACUCAAGCUCCGCCCCCGACUCCCUCCAGGGUGCUCCUUCACCUCAGCCGGCCCGCCAAUUUGCCCUUGCCGCGACCUUUGGCACUAGAGGAGAGAGGCGUUCAAGAACAAGUCAUUUGUGAGCCAAGCCUCAGCAGAAGUGUGAUUAGACACCCAUGUUGGUUUUUUGAAGCAGCACAUUUGUUCAUGUAGUGUUACGUUAAAAUGUAUCAAUGGUUUAUUUUGGCUGUCAGUAUUUUUUCUUUCGCUGUUGCUUGUGUUUCCCAAAUGGUCAAAUUCAUGCUUAUCGGGUCCCUUCUAUAGCGUGUGGAGUGCGAGUGUGUGUAAAGUGUAAGGUUAUUUUGGCUGUUGACUUUUGCCACCGCUUUCUAAAUGUAACACAAGAUUAGACAACUCAAGCCUUUUGAUUCCCCAGGAUCAUGUGUAUAAGGAUUUAACUAUUUGUCACAACAGAAUAAUAUUAGUAAGCUGAUAUUUUAGACCGUGGCAUAUGUACAUGCACUAUUCUAAUGUAAUGUUAUGUCUAUAAUUGCAAUACUUUUGCCAUCUAAAGCUGAUUUGAUGCAACGUACAAUGCAAAUACAUUUGACAAAUGUUUUUCAUUUGGGAUGGUUGAACGUGAUGAGUGAGUUUGAUGGAGUGAUCUGGUUUAGCAUUAAAACAAGUGUUAAAUAAAUAAUAAGAUGAACACUGGA